Chrysochloris asiatica (Cape golden mole) is the source of this 2996-nucleotide messenger RNA. It is a transcript of the gene UBE2Z, whose product is annotated as ubiquitin-conjugating enzyme E2Z. The transcript has 7 exons. Gene Ontology annotation, cellular component: nucleus. The record is from RefSeq and is a predicted model, not a curated record. Gene Ontology annotation, molecular function: cysteine-type endopeptidase inhibitor activity; ubiquitin conjugating enzyme activity. Gene Ontology annotation, biological process: negative regulation of apoptotic process. NCBI's taxonomy places the organism in Eukaryota, Metazoa, Chordata, Mammalia, Afrosoricida, Chrysochloridae. The coding region runs from base 121 to 1185 and encodes 354 amino acids.
CUGUGGAAACGGAGGGUGGGGACACUCUGGCCCGGCUCUCGGUGGUGCUGUAGCUGGAGGGAGUAGCGGCCGCUCUGGUCGGCGGACGUGCUGUCGUGCAGUCCCGGAAGCGAAGCAGCGAUGGCGGAGAGUCCGACUGAGGAGGCGGCGACGGCGGGUGCUGGGGCGGCGGGCCCCGGGGCAAGCGGCGUUGCUGGUGUUGUUGGCGUUAGCGGUAGCAGCGGCGGGUUCGGGUCGCCUUUCCUGCCGGAUGUGUGGGCGGCGGCGGCGGCAGCGGGCGGGGUCGGGGGACCGGGGAGCGGCCUGGCUCCGCUGCCUGGGCUCCCGCCCUCGGCCGCUGCCCAUGGGGCCGCGCUGCUUAGCCACUGGGACCCCACGCUCAGCUCCGAUUGGGACGGCGAGCGAACCGCGCCGCAGUGUCUACUCCGGAUCAAGCGGGAUAUCAUGUCCAUUUAUAAGGAGCCGCCUCCAGGAAUGUUCGUUGUACCUGAUACUGUUGACAUGACUAAGAUUCAUGCAUUGAUCACAGGCCCAUUUGACACUCCUUAUGAAGGGGGUUUCUUCCUGUUCGUGUUUCGGUGUCCGCCCGACUAUCCCAUCCACCCACCUCGGGUCAAACUGAUGACAACGGGCAAUAACACAGUGAGGUUUAACCCCAACUUCUACCGCAAUGGGAAAGUCUGCUUGAGUAUUCUAGGUACGUGGACUGGCCCUGCCUGGAGCCCAGCCCAGAGCAUCUCUUCGGUGCUCAUCUCCAUCCAGUCCCUGAUGACUGAGAACCCUUAUCACAAUGAGCCUGGCUUCGAACAGGAGAGACAUCCAGGAGACAGCAAAAACUACAAUGAAUGUAUCCGGCACGAGACCAUCCGAGUGGCAGUCUGUGACAUGAUGGAAGGAAAAUGCCCCUGCCCUGAACCCCUACGGGGGGUGAUGGAGAAGUCCUUCUUGGAGUAUUACGACUUCUAUGAGGUGGCCUGCAAAGAUCGCCUGCACCUUCAAGGACAGACUAUGCAGGACCCUUUUGGAGAGAAGCGGGGCCACUUUGACUACCAGUCCCUUUUGCUGCGCCUGGGACUGAUCCGUCAGAAGGUGCUGGAGAGGCUCCAUAACGAGAACGCUGAACUGGACUCUGAUAGCAGCUCGUCUGGGACAGAGACAGACCUGCAUGGGAGCCUGAGGGUUUAGACCCUGCUCCCCACUUCCCUCCUCCCCUCUCGAGUCCCAGCCAAGCCCCUCCCCCACCCCAGGGAUGGAGAGGCACUGUGUGUUUCCCUCCAAACUUGACAUCAUCCUGCAAGAUGGCAAGACUCAAGCAAGCUCCAAUCCCAGGGUGUGGGAGUUGGGAGGCUCUUCCCCAUCUGACCUCCUGGGCUCCAAACAUCUGGAGCCAUGAUCAUCCCAUAUCAGGGGCCAAGGUACCUAUACAGGAGCACGUAGGGCGAGGGCCUCUGGCAAAACAAAACAACCAACACACCUCUCCACAGGGCCAGCUCCUUAGGAAUAGGUGAAAGACAAAUUGUAAUUCUAAGAGGGAAUGCGCCCAAAUGAUUUAUGGGGCUAUCUGAAGGGAGCUUGGGAGGAAGGGGAGCUGUCUGUGACACUUAAGCAGUCUGGGUGGUUGUGUGUCUGUCUGUCUUCAGUCUUGAAGCAGGGCUUCCUAAUACCUGUUUUCCUCCCUCCCAUCACUGCCCACAGGCCAGCGUACUUUUGUUUUUCCUAAUUUAUAGUCACUGUUCUAGACAGACCAAAGAGAAAGAACAGUGGUGGCGUCUAGGCUGCUGAUCAGUAAGCUUUACCUAGCACCUGAGCACCUUUCUCCUCUACCCCAAUUCCCUUACCCUAUUCUAGAUAACAAGACAGGAGGACAGUGUGACUGGGAUGGAACCAAGGUCUUGGUAAAGCCUGCACAGGCUCCAAAAGAAGCUGAAAAUACUGUUCCCGCAAUCACUGAUUUGAAAAGUUCCCAACACAGCCAGCUGUUGUGUGUAUUGGAUUAGAGCCACUACAUAGAACAGUCUCUUAAAGACUUUCUCUCUCUUGGGGGUGGGAUUUUAGGGGGAAGACUGAUGCUACUCCUAGAAUACUUGUUUGGCUGUCCUUGUGUGUUUUUACUCCAGCCUCCAGGGACUUGUGGGGAACAAGGGUAGCCAAUGGCAGAAGGGGAUUCAGGCUGGGACUCUGGAGGCUCCUCCCCUUUCUUCCCUCUCCUCCCAGCUGCUCUUGUCACUGGCUCUGAUGGGUGUUUGCCUGGCAGUGUUGCUUCUCUAUCUGUAUUUAGCGGCAGCGAUCCUUUAGCUGGUUGGCUCCGAAACCUGUGCUUUAGGUGCCCUUUAAUACUGGGCAUCGAGGGAAUCCAUUCUACCCCUUUUUGGAUGUGUUUUCCCGUACUUUCCAGAUUCUUUGUUUUAUGGCUCCCAGUGGGCUAUCCGUGAUCCAUGUGACCCAGGGCCUGUCAGUAUCCAGCCACCUAUAAGGGAGAGGAUAACUUGAACCUUCCCUGCCCGCUGCUAUGAAGGUGUCUGCCUUGUGGAUCAUGGGAUUCCCCUUGGGAAAUUGGGGGUGGGAGGGUGGGCACAAUGGAAAAGGUCCUACUUGGGAGGGCAGGAAGUAAGCAAACUGGAUAGGGACUGGACCUGGGGUAUGGAAGUUUGUCUUGGAUAGCUGAGGGUUGGGUCUCUUCGCAUGAAGGGGCCCUGCUUCCAGUUUCCCUCUUCCAUUCCCAGAGUUAAUCCAGGGUUUGGAAGAAUGCCCUUGGUCUAUAGGUCCAGUGUUGUCUAUCAUCCAUUGAAGCGUCCCCACUUUCAGUGACAAUCCUCUCCUUGGCCCUGCCAUGGGCAGAGCAUGUCUGGCAUUGUGGCCUGACUUUUAUGCCCUAAUCUUAAGUAGAGGAAAUAUAUGCACAGGAGUCAAAAGAGAUGUCUUUAUAUCUGACUGUACAUAAAAUGAAGUUUUUUUUUUUCUUUUUGGUGCAAUAAAGUUUGUUUUGGCAGAAGGAG